GCAAAGACAGCUGUCCUCAGGUCAGAGCCGACACGUAUUGUUUCCAACAAGUCUUAAUCCAGGGUUCUGAUAUGCUGCAUUUGAGUAAGGGUGAUUAUGUGUGGGUGGACUCCGAUGUUGGGGUGCCGAUCGGGGCGGAGGUGAAGGUGACAGAUACCGGACAGCUCCGGCUGUUCGAUGAUGAGGGAAAGGAGCACAAGGUGAACAAGAAGACGGAGGGCACCAUGCGGCCCAUGCACCCCACCUCUGUGAACGGUGUGGAUGACAUGAUAAGGCUGGGGGAUCUGAACGAGGCCGGGCUCCUCAGGAACCUCCUGGUGCGACACAAAGAAGGCACCAUCUAUACAUACACAGGCUCCAUUCUGGUGGCAGUCAACCCUUACCAGCUGCUGCCUAUCUACACCACCGAGCACGUGCACAUGUACACAGACCGCCGACUGGGUGAACUGCCGCCGCACGUCUUCGCCAUCGCAGACAGCUGCUUCUUCAACAUGCGCCGCAACAAGAAGAACCAGUGCUGUGUCAUCAGUGGAGAGUCAGGAGCAGGGAAAACCGAGAGCACCAAGCUCAUGCUGCAGUUCCUGGCUGCAGUGAGCGGACAGCACUCCUGGAUCGAGCAGCAAAUCCUUGAAGCAAACCCCAUCCUGGAGGCCUUUGGUAAUGCCAAAACCGUUCGUAACGAUAACUCCAGUCGAUUUGGAAAGUACAUUGACGUCAACUUCACCAAGGGUGGGGCCAUUGAGGGGGCCCGUGUUGAGCAGUACCUUCUGGAGAAGUCCCGAGUCUGUCGUCAGGCGCCUGAGGAGAGGAACUACCACAUCUUUUACUACAUGCUGAUGGGAAUGCCAGCUGAGCAGAAGAAGACUCUUUCCCUUGGGAACGCUUCAGAAUACAACUACCUGACAAUGGGUAAAUGCACCAGCUGUGAAGGACGGGAUGAUGUGAAGGAAUACGCCCACUUCCGCUCGGCUCUGAAGAUCCUCAUGUUCACAGACAAUGACUCCUGGGAAAUCUCCAGGCUGCUCGCUGCUAUCCUUCACAUCGGCAAUGUGGACUAUAAUGCCACCAUAGUCAACAACCUAGAGGCUUGUGACAUCCUCCAAUCAUCCCAUUUCAAAAUGGCCAGCCAACUUUUGGAGGUGGAUCCCAAAGCACUGGAGAAGAGUCUGACUCAGCGUUCCUUCAUGACAGCCAGAGAGAGUGUGAUCAAACCUCUGACCUCGGACCAGGCAGUGGAAUGCAGGAACGCCUUUGUCAAGGCUAUUUAUGGAAGACUUUUCCUUUGGGUUGUGGGCAAAAUCAACGCUGCUGUUUACAAGCCAGCUGAGGAUUCUAAAGAGGUCCGACAGUCGAUUGGCCUGCUCGACAUCUUUGGCUUUGAAAACUUUGCCAAAAACAGCUUUGAGCAGCUGUGCAUCAACUUUGCUAACGAGCAGUUGCAGCAGUUCUUCGUCAAGCACGUUUUCAAGCUGGAGCAGGACGAGUAUACCCGUGAAAACAUUGUUUGGAAGCACAUCCAAUACCAAGACAACCAAAGCACCCUGGACGUGUUGGCCAACAAGUCUCUGAACAUGAUGGCGCUCAUUGAUGAAGAGAGUAACUUCCCCAAGGGCACAGAUGCCACACUGCUACAAAAGAUGAAUCAGGUCCAUGGUAAAGGGGACAUCUAUAUUCCCCCCAAGAACAACUAUGAGACACAGUUUGGAAUCAAACAUUUUGCUGGAGAAGUCUUCUAUGAUUCAAAAGGUUUUCUGGAGAAAAACCGCGACACCCUCAGCUCAGAUCUGAUCCAGCUGGUGGAGACCUCCUCCAACAAACUCCUCAAACUGGCCUUUCACGAUAUGCUGUCUUCCAGUACCAUCAAGAUCAGCACCAACCCCAGGAUGAUCAUCACCUCAGCCGCCUGCAGCCUCCGGCAAGCGAAUGAUGGCAAGAAGCGUGUGCCGACCCUGACUGGCCAGUUCCGUCAGUCUCUGGAUUCCCUGAUGAAAACGCUGACUUUGUGCCAGCCAUAUUUCAUACGCUGCAUUAAACCCAACGACUUCAAGAAACCCAUGCUGUUUGACAGAGAGCUGUGCAUGCGUCAGCUCCGUUACUCUGGUAUGAUGGAGACCAUCAGGAUCCGUAAAGCUGGAUAUCCCGUACGCUACACAUUCGACGAGUUCUUAAUUCGCUACCGUGUGCUUCUGAGAACUUCCCUCUGUGAUCCCAAAAAAGAAAGUAAACAGAAAUGCUGUGAAAGCAUUUGUGAAUCUGUGCUGAAUGGAGAGGGCGACUGGAAGACUGGCAAGACCAAGAUAUUCCUCAAGGACUUCCAUGACACAACACUGGAAGUGGAGCGAAUGAAAGAACUGAAUGAGAAAGCACUUCUGAUCCAGAAAGUCCUGAGAGGAUACAGAUACAGGAAGGCAUACCUGAGGAAAAAGGCAUCUGCUCUUGUCAUUCAGAAGCACUGGCGAGGACACAAAGGCCGAAAGCUGUACAGAGUGGUCCAGCACGGCUUUGCCAGACUGCAGGCUCAGGUCCGAUCCCGCCAGCUUCACUUCCAGUACAAGAAGAAGCGUGAGGCGGCCGUCGUGCUGCAGGCCCGGGUCAGAGGAUACCUGGCCAAGAAGGAAUGGAAGCGCAAGAGAGAUGCUGUGAUCCUCCUGCAGGCACACACCAGGGGGGGGCUGGCCAGAAAAGCAGUCAGAAAGAUGAAAACAGAUAUGUACCUCUCUGCCAAAGAUAAAGAAGACGAACGGCGGCUGAUUUUGGAAAGACAGAAACAUUUGGAGGAAGUGCUGAGGCGGAAGAAGGAGAUGGAGGCCAAAGCUCAGACUGAGUCAAAAACAGACCAAGAGAUGGUGGACAGCAUAUUUGACUUCCUGCCUGUAGUGGUUGGAGGGCAGGAGGGGCAAGCUCCUGUAGGAUUUGAGAAAUUCGAGUUGAAAAAGACAAUUACUGAGGAAAUAGACAUCGACGACUACCCCAUUGAAGAAGAUCUUCCCAAAGGAGAUGAUGACGACGACCUGGAUGAGUACUCCUUCUCCAAAUUCGCCUCUAUGUACUUCCAGGGUGCAGCCACCUACACCCACAUCCGCCAGAGGCUGCAGCAGCCUCUGCUCUACCACGAAGAUGAAGGAGAUGUCCAGGCAUCACUGACCGUCUGGUCGAUCAUCCUGAGGUUUCUGGGAGACCUCCCUGAGCCCAAGAAGCAGGUCCGAGGAAGCUCUACACAGGAGCGCUUCAUGCCACAGGAGCUCAUCUCCAGAAACGACCGUCGCCUCAGCCACAUGGUCGGCCUGGAUCAGAGGGUGCUGAGGAAUAAAAAAGAAAGAAAGCCUUCCACAGUACCCGAGGAGCCAGGACAGAACAGAAAGGGCUCCAUGUUCACAGACCUGCUGACCAGGAACAGGAAGGCUUCUGCUGUGCCUGCAGAGACAGCAAACCCCAAGGUGUACACUGUGCCAGAGGGGAGCCCUCGAACCAGGAAGGGAUCCACAUUCACUGACCUUCUGACCAGAAACAGAAAAGCUUCCACUGCUACAGAAAAUGCACCCCCCAAAUCCACCUCAAGCCUCAGGAAACCUUCCGUGAUCAUGGAGGAGUCCGACGAUCUGACUGAAGUGUCCAAGCCUCCCACCCUGCAGACUGUGAAUGAGGACAGUGACGUCAUGACUGGAGAGGGACCCACCCUGGAGCGGCCGCUGACCUCGCUGGAAAAACUGCACAUCAUUGUGGGAUAUGCCAUCGUCAGACGUGACCUUAGGGAUGAGAUUUACUGUCAGAUCUGCAAGCAGCUUCAGGACAACAACAAUCGCAACAGCUACUUCCGCGGCUGGAUCCUGCUGUCCCUCUGUCUGGGCGUCUUCCCCCCCAGUGAUCGCUUCAUCAGGUACCUGCAAAGCUUCAUCCGGUUCGCUCCAGGAGGCUACGCCUCAUACUGUGCAGAGAGGCUGCGGCGCACCGUGAUGAACGGAGUGCGGGGGGAGCCUCCAGCCUGGCUGGAGCUGCAGGCAACCAAGACGAAGAAGCCCAUGAUCGUGUCUGUGAGCCUGAUGGACGGACGCUCCAUCAACCUGCCUGUGGACUCCUCCUCCACCUCCAAAGAGAUCUGCCAACUGCUCGCCAGCAAAAUCACACUCAAAGACACAUUUGGCUUUUCUGUCUACGUCGCUUUGUAUGAAAAGGUGUGGGCUCUGGGCAGCGGCCGGGAGCAUGUGAUGGACGCCAUCUCCCAGUGUGAGCAGGAAGUGAAAAGGAGAGGAGGGCAGGAGCAGCACGCUCCCUGGCGUCUCUUCUUCCGCAAGGAGGUCUUCACCCCAUGGCACGACUGCAAAGAGGACAAGAUCAGCACAGAGCUCAUCUACAAACAGAUCAUCCACGGCCUCAAGUUCGGAGAGUACCAAAGUGAAAAGGAGGAUGAUUUGGUUCAGCUCACAGCCAAACAUUUAUACAUCCAGCAUGGCUCGGAGAGCAGUGCAGAGCAUGUGAAGGAAGCUGUUCAGGAGUGCAUCAACAACUCUCAGCUGGAGGCCAAGUCCGAGGCCAAGUGGGUGCAGAUGGUCAGCACGGCUCACGCUCAGGGUCCUUAUGUGAGUUCAAGACAGAAGGCGGACUCUGUGAAGGCGGAGAUGGUGGACUAUGCCCGGGAGAAGUGGCCCAUGUUUUUCUCCCGCUUCUUCGAAGUUCUCAAGCUGUCAGGUCCUGCGCUGCCAAAGAGCAAGUUCAUCGUGGCCAUUAACUGGACUGGUAUCACUUUCCUGGACGAGAGAGAGAAGAGGCUGCUUGAGCUCUCCUUCCCCGAAAUCACCGGAGUCCACAGCGUGAGGGAGGGUAAAGCGUCCAGCCAGGCCGUGAGUCUGCUGACUCUAAAAGGAGACUUCACUCUGAGCGGAGGCACGGCCGCAGACAUGUCCGAGCUGCUCACCAUGUUCCUCAGCGGCCUGACCGAGAGGUCUCAAUACGCCGUGACCCUGAAGGAAGCCGACAGGCAAGACGACCCCAUGUUACUGAGCUUCAAGAAAGGAGAGCUCAUUAUCAUAAUAAAAGACGACGAGUUUUCCCAGGAGCGUGGCUGGAUAAAGGGCCAGAAUGAGAGCACAAAAAAAACCGGAGCCGUCCCCACCGAGGCCAUCCUAAUCCUGCCAACGCUCAGCAAACCCACCAAUCAGGUUAUGAGCCUCAUCAACCUGUCUCCGAACCAGAGGAAAAACAUCAUACAGGCAAACCAGAAGGAAACUGGGACCAUGGAGAGAUUAGCCCCCACCACGCUGAAAGAGUUCUCCCAGGAGUACUUCAGGCAGCCCACUAAGGAUGUGAAUCGUCAGGUGAUGUCCAGGAACGCCGCUCCUGAGAGACUGUGGGCCAACUCCAGGGAGCCAAUCAGACAGCCACUCCUCCAGAAACUGGUGGGCAACCCGGAGCUCAGCCACAAAGCCUGCCAGGCCUUCACUGCGAUCCUGAAAUAUAUGGGAGAUUAUCCCACCAAGCAGAUGCAGAGUCCUCUGGAGCUCACAGACCUGAUCUUCAGCCCCGCCACUCAGAACGAGGCCCUCAGGGACGAGAUCUACUGCCAGAUCAUGAAGCAGAUGAGCAGCAAUAACAACCGGUUCAGCAUGGAGCAGGGCUGGCAGCUGCUGUGGCUCUGCUGCGGGAUGUUCCCUCCCAGCCAGGCCCUUUUAAAGCACACUCAGAAGUUCCUGGAGUCGCGGCGCAGAGAAGCCCUCACCUCCGACUGCCUGCAGCGCCUGCAGAGCUCCCUCAGGAUGGAGCCGAGGAAGCUCCCACCACACCAGGUGGAGGUCGACGCCAUCCAACAGAACAGCACUCAGAUCUUCCACAAAAUCCACUUCCCCAACGACACAGAGGAGAUAUUUGAGGUGGCCACAAACACCAGGAUCAGGGAUCUGAUCCAGAGCAUUAGCAAGAAGCUCAGUCUGGGUUCUGCGGACGGCUUCAGCAUCUUUGUCAAAACACAUGACAAGGUUCUCAGUUUGAAUGACACAGAUUACUUCUUCGACAGUCUGAGACAAAUCACUGACUGGUCCAAGAAAGCCAAGAGGACCAAAGAGGGUGGGCCUGUCAACAUACCCUACCUUGUGUUCUUCAUGAGGAAGUUGUGGUUUAACGUGAUCCCUGGCAGAGACACAGAGGCCGAUGUUAUCUUCCAUUUCCCUCAGGAGCUACCCAAGUACCUGAGAGGUUACCAUGUUAGCACCAAAGAGGAGAUGCUCAACGUUGCCGCUCUGCUCUUCAGGAUAAAGUUCAGCAACGACAAGAGCCAGUUUGUAUCCAUCCCCAAGGUCCUGAAGGAGCUGGUGCCUGCAGACCAACUGAAGGCCAUGUCCGAAAAUGAGUGGAAGAAGAGUAUUGUCGCAUCUUAUAACAAACAAGUGGGUAUGACUGCUGAGGAAGCUAAGGUGACGUUCCUGAAGGUGGUCUGCCGCUGGCCCACGUUCGGCUGUGCGUUCUUUGACGUGAAGCAAACAUCUGAACCAAGCUUCCCAGAUAUUGUGCGAAUAGCCAUCAGCAAGCAGGGACUCACCAUCAUCCACCCUAAAACCAAGGAUGUGCUGGCUAAUCACCCAUUCAACCGCAUCGCUAGCUGGUGCAGUGGAAGCACUUACUUCCACAUGACCAUUGGCAGUUUAGUCGAGGGGAGCAAAUUCCUGUGUGAAACUUCACUGGGUUACAAGAUGGAUGAUCUGAUAACCUCCUACGUCAACAUGUACCUCCGAGAGAGGAAGGCGGGGCAAACCAGGAACCAGCGCUUCAACUGAGCUGAAGCAGCACAGUUUGAUGCAACUAUGAAAGACACACACACACACACACACACACACACACACACACACACACACACACACACACACACACACACACACACACACACACACACACACACACACACA
This is a messenger RNA of Eleginops maclovinus (Patagonian blennie), 6893 nucleotides long. It is a transcript of the gene myo7ba, whose product is annotated as unconventional myosin-VIIa. Bases 72 to 6764 code for a protein of 2230 amino acids. Gene Ontology annotation, cellular component: myosin complex; cytoskeleton. NCBI's taxonomy places the organism in Eukaryota, Metazoa, Chordata, Actinopteri, Perciformes, Eleginopidae. The record is from RefSeq and is a predicted model, not a curated record. The transcript is spliced from 48 exons. Gene Ontology annotation, molecular function: ATP binding; protein binding; cytoskeletal motor activity.